AUGGACCUAGAUGGUAACAGCGGAAGUGAGCUGUCCGAGGUUCUAGAUGAUCAGGAAUUGCGAAGAAUGCAAGUAGAGUUGGAGAAUAAUGACGAAGCUGAAAAGAAUACAAAUCAGGAAACCAAAAAGACACGGCAAUCCAAGCAUACAGCCCAAGUUUCCGGCCUUACAGACAGGAAAAAGAAGGCGCAGGAAAUCGAAGAACCACAACUACAAACACUAAGAAAGCUCUACUUUGGGCCUUCCAUUCCGGAUCAAAGCACAUCUAAUAACCCCAACCCCAGACCGUCUACGACUGGCAGCAAAAAGCGGAAACACGACGAUGAGGACGGGAAGAACGACGACCGAAAGUAUCACGAGGAAAGGCCUUCCGGGAAGGGAAAGCAAAGAGCAGAAGGGAGCUUCUCUACAAAAUACAAUCUCCGGGAUCGAUCUCGACAAGUACCCGGCGAAGUAUGGUGUCCCGAUUUUAAAUAUUGGGUAAAUCCGUGUUGGGAAUUUGGGCCAGAGCUUACGACCCAAGAUGUGAUACGGAGGCUAGGUCGUCGUCUAUGA
This is a messenger RNA of Talaromyces rugulosus, 555 nucleotides long. RefSeq lists its product as uncharacterized. NCBI's taxonomy places the organism in Eukaryota, Fungi, Ascomycota, Eurotiomycetes, Eurotiales, Trichocomaceae. The record is from RefSeq and is a predicted model, not a curated record. The coding region runs from base 1 to 555 and encodes 184 amino acids. The transcript is spliced from 2 exons.